Messenger RNA from Phascolarctos cinereus (koala), 1829 nucleotides. RefSeq names its product fibroblast growth factor 5 (gene FGF5). The record is from RefSeq and is a predicted model, not a curated record. Gene Ontology annotation, molecular function: growth factor activity. Lineage: Eukaryota; Metazoa; Chordata; Mammalia; Diprotodontia; Phascolarctidae.
ACCGCAGUCGCACCGGGGCCAAGGAUCCCGGAAGGACCCUCGCAAGAUGCUCUUAGGACUCCUGGGUCUGGAAGAAUGAGCUUGUCCUUCCUCCUCCUCCUUCUCCUCUUCCUCGGCCACCUGAUUGGCAGCUCCCGGGCUGAAGAGAAGCAACUCCUUCCCAAAGCGCAACUAAGACCCACAGCCAGUAAUCGGAAUCGAGGGGGCAGCGGUAGUAGGGGCAGAAACGGCACUUCUUUCUUGGCUUCUUCCUCAUCUGCCUCCUCCGCCUCCUCCUCUUCUUCCCUGGGAAUUAAAGGCAGCGGCUCGGAGCGGAGCAGCUUUCAGUGGAGCCCAUCGGGGCGCCGGACUGGCAGUCUCUACUGCAGAGUUGGUAUCGGUUUCCAUCUGCAGAUCCAUCCGGAUGGCAAAGUCAACGGCUCCCACGAAGCCAAUAUGCUAAGUGUUUUGGAAAUAUUUGCUGUGUCUCAGGGGAUUGUAGGAAUACGAGGAGUUUUCAGCAACAAAUUUUUAGCGAUGUCAAAAAAGGGAAAACUCCAUGCAAGUACCAGGUUUACAGAUGAUUGCAAGUUCAAGGAGCGGUUUCAAGAAAACAGCUAUAAUACCUAUGCCUCAGCCAUCCACAGGACGGAAAAGACUGGAAGAGAAUGGUAUGUGGCACUGAACAAACGAGGUAAAGCCAAAAGAGGCUGCAGUCCAAGGGUCAAACCCCAACAUAUUUCUACCCAUUUCCUUCCAAGAUUCAAGCAGUUAGAGCAGCCAGAACUUUCUUUUACAGUCACUGUUCCAGAAAAAAACAAGCGACCUCCUCACCUGGUCAAACCAAAGGUCCCCCUUCCUGCACCUGGAAAGAAGCCAAAUACAGUCAAAUACAGACUCAAGUUUCGCUUUGGAUAGCAGUCGAUGUUGUGAGGAAACUUUUUUUUUUCUCUUCAGUAGUUGCUAUGGGUAUCUUCAGAGUUCUAGGCCUAGAACUGCAGGCUGAGCUGCACUUUUCUCCAUUAAGGACGUGCAGGGAGGUAACAAUUUGUAUCUCUAGACCCAAGCAAGGCUGCUGUUUGACAGUGAAGAAGAGUGCUAACUGAAGUGAUGUUCUUAGUAGGAACCUAAAGGGAAGAAGAUGGCUUCAAAUCCGUGAAAUGGAAAACCCUUUGUUUGCUUAAUUCUCAAUGGCAUUUGGACCUCUAUCUUCAGGAUUGGACUGUGUAUUUUGAUGAUUUUUACAAAACAACUUGAAAGAACCAUACAUGGAACAUUUUUAUUUUUAUUUUCCAAAGAAUAUUUUGGUGCAGAGAAAAUAUUUUAUUAACUUUUUGUUUUGUUUUUUAAGAAAAAAAAGCAUAUUUUCUUACUUUCAUUAUUACAAUUUAAGGAAUCAUUUCAAUGUAAAAUACAUCAGUUAUCCAUGCACUUAAAACCCUUUUGUAAUUUAUGCAGAUUUCUUCUGCAUUUUCUUUCCUCCCAGACUUUUCAUUAUUUUUGACCAGACCUCAUCAGAUGCUCUAAGUUUAGCUCUGUGUCUUAAAAAUGUUUAUUUCCUUCCCCCAGAGCCCCAGGGUCACCUCGGUUCCUUUUUCUUUAUAAUUUUGCCAUAACGUGGAUUCAUUCCUCUUUGGUGGCUGGGCCAGAAUAGGAGUUGAAGUAAAGAGAAUUGAAUGGGGAAGGAGGCAUUGGGGAGAAAAGGAAAAGGCAUUUGGAAGGGCAAGUACAGAAGGCAUUUUUUAUUCCAAAUAUGUACAGCAUUUGGUCAGGACAACCCUCAUUCUGCUUCCCUUCCCUUUCCCUUUCCCUUUCCCUUUCCCUUUCCCUUUCCCUUUCCCUUUCCCUUC